This is a messenger RNA of Chrysochloris asiatica (Cape golden mole), 1497 nucleotides long. It is a transcript of the gene ETNPPL, whose product is annotated as ethanolamine-phosphate phospho-lyase. NCBI's taxonomy places the organism in Eukaryota, Metazoa, Chordata, Mammalia, Afrosoricida, Chrysochloridae. Gene Ontology annotation, molecular function: ethanolamine-phosphate phospho-lyase activity; pyridoxal phosphate binding; transaminase activity. Bases 1 to 1497 code for a protein of 498 amino acids. Gene Ontology annotation, cellular component: mitochondrion. The transcript is spliced from 13 exons. The record is from RefSeq and is a predicted model, not a curated record.
AUGUGCGAACUGUACAGUAAGCAAGAUACCCUGGCGCUGAGGAAGAAGCACAUAGGGCCCUCAUGUAAAGUUUUCUUUGCUGCGGAUCCCAUCAAAAUAGUACGAGCCCAGAGGCAGUAUAUGUUUGAUGAGAAAGGUGAACAGUACUUGGACUGCAUCAACAAUGUUGCCCAUGUGGGACAUUGUCACCCUGAAGUGGUCAAAGCUGCCAUGAAACAGAUGGAACUGCUAAAUACGAACUCUCGGUUUCUCCAUGACAGCAUUGUCGAGUAUGCCAAGCGCCUUUCAGCAACCUUGCCAGAGAAACUCUCUGUUUGCUAUUUUACAAAUUCAGGAUCUGAAGCCAAUGACUUAGCCUUACGCCUGGCUCGGCAGUACAGAGGCCACCAAGAUGUGAUCACUCUUGACCAUGCUUAUCAUGGUCACCUGACAUCUUUAAUCGAGAUCAGUCCAUAUAAAUUUCAAAAAGGCAAAGAUGUCAAGAAAGAAUUUGUACAUGUAGCACCACAUCCAGAUACCUACAGAGGAAAAUACAGAGAAGACCAUGCGGACCCUGCCAGUGCUUAUGCAGAUGAGGUGAAAAAAAUUAUUGAAGAUGCUCAGAAAAGUGGAAGGAAGAUUGCUGCCUUUAUUGCUGAAUCCAUGCAGAGUUGUGGUGGACAAAUAAUUCCUCCAGCAGGCUACUUCCAGAAAGUGGCAAAAUACAUACAUGGAGCAGGGGGAGUAUUUAUAGCUGAUGAAGUUCAGGUAGGCUUCGGUCGAGUUGGGAAAUGUUUCUGGAGCUUCCAAAUGUAUGGUGAAGACUUUGUCCCUGACAUCGUCACAAUGGGGAAACCAAUGGGCAAUGGCCACCCAAUGGCUUGUGUGGUGACAACCAAAGAAAUUGCAGAAGCCUUCAGUACCUCUGGAAUGGAGUAUUUCAAUACGUAUGGAGGAAAUCCAGUGUCUUGUGCUAUUGGCCUCACUGUCCUGGAUAUAAUUGAAAAUGAAGACCUUCGAGGAAAUGCUACCAGAGUAGGGGAUUACCUUACUGAGUUACUGCAUAAACAGAAGGCUAAACAUACUUUGAUAGGCGAUAUCAGGGGUAUUGGCCUGUUUAUUGGGAUUGACUUAGUGAAGGAUCAGCAGAAAAGGACCCCCGCCACAGCUGAGGCUCAGCACAUCAUCUACAAGAUGAAAGAAAAACGAGUGCUUCUCAGUGCUGAUGGACCGCACAGAAACGUGCUUAAAAUCAAACCACCUAUGUGCUUCACUGAAGAAGAUGCGAAGUUUAUGGUGGAACAACUUGAUGGAAUUCUAACAGUUUUGGAAGUCGCAGGCUCCAAAACUGAAAGUGUGAUCUCUGAGAUGACUCCAUGCACAACAAAGAUGCAUAAUGAAGCACACUUGGAAUUGGUCAGAGAUGGUUCCAUUGACACCAGAGAAAAUCCCAUCAGCAAGAGGAAUGGAUUGUGCAUGCAUAAACAUGUACUCUUCCAUAAGAAGCUCAAAAUGUGA